Messenger RNA from Gigantopelta aegis, 1187 nucleotides. RefSeq lists its product as uncharacterized. The record is from RefSeq and is a predicted model, not a curated record. The coding region runs from base 12 to 1145 and encodes 377 amino acids. The transcript has 5 exons. NCBI's taxonomy places the organism in Eukaryota, Metazoa, Mollusca, Gastropoda, Neomphalida, Peltospiridae.
UAUCUUCCACCAUGACGCUGCCAGUUCUAACUAGUUUAGGUAUCGCCACUGUGUCGUUGUUUCUAUAUGUUGGUGCUCGUAUUAUUCCGGAGCCAGAAGAUACGUGCCAGGAAUAUUCGCAGAAAUUUUGUGCAGGACAUGUACAAAAAGACCACAUAUUCUGCGCAAGCGAUGGACACAAAUACCACGGCUUGUGUGCUUUCUACUCAGCCUACUGUAAGAACCACAUCACGGUAGUGGGACACGGAACAAACUGUACCCACCCGACUCGUCCCCCACCGAAAACCAGUCCACCGCCCACCCAGUUCGAGCUGAACCUCUUCAAAAGCAUCACCCACGGAAUCGACGACCGCCUGGCUCUGUCCAGGUCCAAGGGAAUCCCUGUGAAGACCGCCAAGAUGAUUUUCUCCAAGCAGGACCACACACACAAGGUGUACGUCAGAAACAAAGACUGCUGGGCGUAUGGCCUGGAUCUGACCUCCAUUUCUCCUUGGAACAGUGACCUCAGAAACAGAAAAGCUGGAACACUAGUAUCACCACGGCAUGUACUGUGGGCCAGACAUUACAGUAUUCACAGAAACAAAACAAUCAGAUUUGUUGACGCCAACAACAACGUCAUUGAACGUCGCGUGAUCUCCACACACUUGGUGAACAGAACAGCGCACGACCACUUCUACGGCAAAGACAUCGUCGUCGGAUUCCUGGACAAAGAUGUUCCGUCGACGAUCAGCUUCGCCCGAGUGAUGCCGAGAGAGAUUGUAUCUUUCCGACCUGCACGCAGCACGAGACUUCCCGUUCUGAGCACUGAUCAGGAGGAGAAGGCGCUGGUGGCGGAUUUCAAUUAUUAUUCCGGUUCCGGAAUCUCUCUGAGGAUACCGAUAGCAAACAGUACACGUCACGAGUUCUACGAACGCAAGAUUUCAGGCGACAGCGGCAACCCAAGCUUCUUCGUUAUCAACCAAGAACUCGUUCUCUUGUUCGUUUUCACAUCAGGUGGCGCUGGUGGUGGUACUAACAUUAACCACUGGUACGACGCGAUCAACAGCAUCAUGGUGCAGCAAGGUGGCGGAUACCAGCUGACUGAAGCCAGUCUACACGGAUUCCUCGAUCACCAGCACCACGAUCUGCCUAACAUCGUGGGUUAAUGGAAUCACAGACUACAUAAAACAUUAAACACUGAAAUAACA